Carassius auratus (goldfish) is the source of this 2686-nucleotide messenger RNA. Its product is annotated as arachidonate 5-lipoxygenase-like. Gene Ontology annotation, biological process: lipid oxidation. The record is from RefSeq and is a predicted model, not a curated record. Gene Ontology annotation, molecular function: protein binding; oxidoreductase activity, acting on single donors with incorporation of molecular oxygen, incorporation of two atoms of oxygen; iron ion binding. NCBI's taxonomy places the organism in Eukaryota, Metazoa, Chordata, Actinopteri, Cypriniformes, Cyprinidae. The transcript has 14 exons. Bases 140 to 2161 code for a protein of 673 amino acids.
AGACUCGAACGGUUUCAAACGUUUCAGUCCGAAUUGGUGAACUGGUUCUUCCGGUUCGCUAAAAAGAACCGCUUAAAUAGAAAGAUUCGUUCGUGUUCGGGACAUCAUCACAACUAGUCUGUUGUACUUGUGUUCACAUAUGAGCAGGAUGUUCACGUACACGGUGUCUGUCACUACUGGCAAUCAGGAGUUUGCUGGAACGAAUGAUUACAUUUACCUGACGCUGGUGGGCUUGGAGAGAUGCAGUGACCAGACUCUCCUGGACAAAUCCUUCUUUGACAGCUUUGCAAGAGGAUCGGUGGCAUCUGUCGACGUCAGCGUGAAGGAGAUCCUUGGAGACAUAGUGCUGGUGAAACUUCAGAAGGGGAAAUUCUUGUUCAAUGAUCAGUGGUACUGCAGAUGCAUCAAUGUGACGACUCCGUCUGGGGAACACUUCGAGUUCCCCUGCUAUCGCUGGAUAGCAAAUGAACAGGAAGUGGUUCUUCGAGAUGCCAAGGGUCGAUUACCUCAGGAUGAUAAUAUGAAAGCGAUCAGGCGCAUGGAGCUGGAAUCCAGACAACGAAUGUUCAGGUGGAAGGAGUGGCGCACUGGUUUCCCCCUGAGCAUCGAUGCCAACACAAGCAGUGAACUUCCUUUGGACAUUCAGUUUGAAACGGCAAAAUCUGUGGACUUCUCUUUGAAUUUCAUUGAAGCGAUUGCCAAUCUUGGUCUUAAUGAAUUUAUGAAAUUGUUCCAGUCCUCUUGGACCUAUAUUGAAGAUUUCAGAAAAAUAUUUGUGAAAAUCAAGAACACGGUGUCAGAACAUGUGAUGCAGAACUGGAAUGAGGACUUAAUGUUUGGCUAUCAGUUCUUGAACGGCUGCAAUCCUGUGAUGAUCAGUAAGUGCAUGAAUCUUCCAGACAACUUUGCAGUCACACAGGAGAUGGUGGAAAGAUCCCUGGAUAGAGGUCUCACACUACAUGAGGAAUUGAAGGAAGGAAACCUCUACAUAGCAGACUAUGCAAUACUGGAGGGAGUGCAACCCAACGCCACAGACCCAGAUACCCAGCAGUAUUUGGCUGCUCCCUUCUGUCUGCUGUACAAGAACAGACAGAAUGAAAUUCUACCGAUUGCUAUUCAGCUCAGACGUCAGACCACCGCAGAGGUCUUUCUCCCAAGCGAUGAUCAGUACGACUGGAUGCUGGCCAAGAUGUGGGUGAAAUGCUCCGACUUCAAUGUACACCAGCUGGUCACACACCUUCUGAGGACACAUCUGACCUCUGAGGUUUUUACCAUCGCCAUGUACAGACAGCUCUCUGCAGUCCAUCCCAUAUACAAGUUGCUGAUCCCUCAUGUACGUUACACCGUUGCCAUCAACACUGCAGCUCGUGAAAAACUAAUCAGUGAAUCUGGAGUCUUUGAGAAGGCUAACGGCACCGGUGGGAUUGCAGUUGUUGAAGUGAUUAAUAAGGCCAUGAAGACUUUAACCUACAAGUCCAUGUGCUUUCCUGAGUCUGUGAAAGCUCGAGGAGUGGACAACAAGGACGAGCUGCCCAACUACUACUAUAGAGAUGAUGGUAUGAUGGUCUGGGAGGCAGUGAGAAGUUUCGUUUCUGAUGUGGUCAGGAUCUACUACAGCAGUGAUGAGUCUGUUCAGGAGGACGAGGAAAUCCAGGCAUUUGUUCAAGAUGUUUGUUUCUCUGGUAUGAAGAACUGUCCCCAGAAUGGUGAAUUCCCAGAGUUCCUGAAAACUCGAGAGCAGUUGGUCGAGUACAUGACUGUUGUGAUUUUCACAGCUUCAGCACAACAUGCUGCUGUUAACUUCGGACAGUUUGACUGGUUUGCCUGGGUCCCCAACAGUCCUUCCACCAUGAGGAAGCCUCCUCCCACACAGAAGGGCCAGGUGGAUAUGAAGUACAUCAUGGAGAGUCUGCCGGACCGUGGACGUGCCAGUUGGCAUCUAGGAGCGGUCUGGGCCCUCAGUCAGUUCCAGGACGGAGAGCUGUUUUUAGGUGUGUAUCCAGACAACUACUUCACUGAGCAACCAGUCAUUGAAGCCACUACGACUUUCCGCAAGAAAUUAAUUGAAGUAACCAACAUCAUCAAGAACCGAAAUGAAAAACUGAAAUUGCCUUAUUGGUAUCUGUCUCCAGACAGAAUCCCCAACAGCGUCGCCAUCUGAGAGAACAACUCUGGGAAAUGUGUGUUUAAGGAUUUUAGUGAAAAUAGUAAUCUGGAUGAAAAUAAUACAUCACACACACUCACAUCAAAAACACAAGUGAAUACACAAAGAAUUGAAUGUCUAUACAAAAUAAAACCAAAGAAAUAAGCAAUCAACAUUCACAGUAAUUGAAAUGUGAUGCAUUUAGGGAUUCUCAUCAGCACCCUGUGGGAAAGUGUUACUUCAGGAGAGCAACCAUCUGAAAACAUACAAACAAAUGUAGUUUUUAUAAUCAUUAUUCAUUCAUGUAGUUGUCAUUUGAUUUAGAAUUUAAUCGUGUUACAUUUAUGACUUUUCAUCAUUUAUCCAUAAUUUUGUUAUUCUUAAAUUGUCUUAAAUUUUAUGUUUUUAUAUAUUUUAUAUUACUUACUUAUUAUUUACUUUCUAUCUUAUGAUUGUUGGGUUUUCGUAACAAAAUAACACUUGUUGGAUUUGUACUGUACUGGUAAGUCUAAAUUAAACCAAUUCUGCUCAUUUUUACCAUCA